This is a messenger RNA of Magnolia sinica, 2214 nucleotides long. RefSeq names its product plant UBX domain-containing protein 8-like. Bases 94 to 1905 code for a protein of 603 amino acids. Gene Ontology annotation, molecular function: ubiquitin binding. NCBI's taxonomy places the organism in Eukaryota, Viridiplantae, Streptophyta, Magnoliopsida, Magnoliales, Magnoliaceae. The transcript is spliced from 11 exons. The record is from RefSeq and is a predicted model, not a curated record.
UUAAAAUCUCUCUCUCUCUCUCUCUCUCUCUCUCUCUCUCUCUCUCUCUCUCUCUUAGAGAUUUGAGUUUCAAAAUCAACUGAUUUUUCUACAAUGGAGAGGCCACAUCAGGACGCGAUCGAGAGCUUCAUGAGCAUUACCGGCGCCUCCGAGCCCAUGUCCCUGCAGAAACUCGAGGAACAUGGUGGGGAUCUCAAUCGAGCUGUGAAUGCACAUUUCAGUGGAGAAGAAAGAACCAUAACACAUCCAGCAUCUAUUCCUGUACCUCAAAAUGAUUUCAUGGUGAUAGAUGAUCCGAAUCAAGAAGAAACUCAGGGACCCAAUCUACCCCGUUUAUCAUCUACAAGGAGUUCAAACCCGUUUGGACCUCCUGACCUGAAUUUUGGUCAAAGUUCUUUUGAUGAGAGUGGAGCUGCUAAGUUUGACAGUGAGAACAGUCAGUCUAGUCACUCUGGGCCUCAUCCUACCAUUGAGGGUUUUUCUGGAAGUGUCUAUGUACGUGGAUCGGAGACACGCGAGAAUGUCAGAAUUGUUGAUAAGGAAGAUGAGGAUCUAGCAAUUGCUCCUGCUGCCCAUGCUGUUGGUGAAAACGAAGGAAAUGAUGCUUAUGAUAGACGUCCUCGACACAGUGUUCCUCAAUUAGACAAUGUGCCUGACUAUGGUAAUGACAUUGAAGAAGAAAUGGUCCAAGCUGCCAUUGAGGCUUCUAAACGGGAGGCUGAAGAUGGAUACCCAAGCCACCAACUCGGCAUUAAAGAUGACAUACCUGGUCUCUGGUUUGAGCAGGGGCUGCCUCAUGCAGAAGAUGUUGAGCUUGCUGAUGUUGUUUCAUUGUCCUUGAAGACUGCAGAGCUAGAGAAAACGCUGCGUGAACAGAAGCAAGUAGUUGGAACAGCCGCACAGGGGGGUUUUGGUUCAUCUGGUGUGGAAGAUAUAGGAAGACUCAAAGCAGCAAAUGAAAGGCAAGAAAUUUGUUCAUCAGAUGCAGAAACUUCAAGUCAAUUUAAAUUAGAGGCGGGAAACACAUCCAUCCAAGAUGAUGCUGAAGAUGUAGAGGAACAGCCAUUGGUGAGGCACAGGUCAAUACCCCAUUCUUCUGGAACUGCAGAACCUGCUGCAGAAAUUGGAGAAAUGGUGGAUAGCCUAGCAUCGAUUUCUCGCACAAAUGAUGGCACAAGUCAUCUCCAGAACAAUGGAGAUGCAUUCCCUGAUGAGUGGGGUGGAAUAUCUUCUGAGGAACAUGAUGAAGCAGUUAUGCUGGAGGCUGCACUUUUUGGUGGAAUUCCUGAAGGAGCUGCCUAUCGUUUUGCACACCCCCAUCAUCAAGUCCUAGAAACCAGUUCUGAUGGAAAUGCUUAUUUCUACCCUCGGCAAGAGCCUCCUCCGCCAUCACCUACUCUAGUGGCACAACGGUUACUACGGGAACAGCAGGAUGGUGAAUAUCUUGCAGCUCUCCAAGCAGACAAAGAAAAAGAACUGAAGGCAAUAGAGCAGGCUGAAAUUUUCCGUUUAGAAGAAGCUGCCGCCAGAGAAGCUGCCCUUGAAGAAGAAAAACAUCAAGAAGAAGAAUCUCGCAGGAAAUUGCUGGAGGAAGAGGAGUUUGAGAAACUACUUGGAGCAAAACAAGCUUCUCUUCCUCAGGAACCAGCUGCAGAUGAUGCAAGUGCAGUAACACUUCUUGUUCGAAUGCCUGAUGGUAACCGCCAUGGUCGUCGCUUCCAUAAGUCCGACAAGCUCCAAUCUCUUUUUGACUUUAUAGACAUUGGUAGAGCGGUUAAGCCGGGGGCCUACAGAUUGGUUCGACCAUAUCCUCGCCGCGUUUUCGGUGAUGGUGAAAGCGGACUCUCUCUGGGUGAACUGGGCCUGACCAGCAAACAAGAAGCACUAUUCCUAGAACCAAUUUAAGGGUAGCCCUCCUCUUAGAGAAACUGUGACAAAGAAGAUUUCCCUUAAAAGUUCAAUUGAUACAAAUCACACGAGGUCUGGGUAUUUCUGAUAACCCAUGUCCAAAAUCAAGGAAAGAAAGCUUUUCAACUCAAGCUGAGGGAAGUUGAUUGAAUUUCAUCCUCUCUAGCCAUCUUUCAUCAUCCCCAUGCAAUCAUUGGCACGAUGACAGGUUAUUUGUCAUUGAUCUGAUUGUUGAUUGACCAGCUUAUAUAAAUUUGUACAUACUUCAAUUAUAGUUAAUUUAUCUCAUAAAACUUCACAGGUAAA